GCUCUCUCGCGUCCGAAUCCGGACCACGACACCACCAUCCCCCACAGCGCCCAUCCAAUUGCCCGCCAAGCGCGCAGCCGCCGCCGGUCAGACCCUCCGUGAGACAACACACACGUCGACGCGACCACACAUUUCUGCGAUGCUGGCCCGUGGCGCGCUCUGCCGUUUGGCGGCUGAGACACCCAAACAAGCUGCACCCAGCCUGCCCAAGCUCGCGUGUCUCGUCCAGACUGCGCGUGCCGGCUACGCCCUGCCCAUUCGCACGCUAUUGCACGCGUCGCAGCUCCAGGUCCGCUCCUACGCCACCAAGGACCCCGCCGAACCGGUCAAGAAGGCCGUUAAGGCGAAGGCUGCCGCGGGGCAGUCGGUGACGAAGACCACCUCUUCAAAGAAGCCUGCUGUGAAGAAAACUGCUGCGAAGAAGACUACUGCUAAGAAGACUGCCGCAAAGAAACCUGCCGCGAAGAAGGCCGCGCCAAAGAAGACCAAGAAGAAGGCUGUCCCGAAGAAGCCUGUCAAGAGGGCCAAGAAGGUGCUUACAGCAGAGGAGAAGGAGAAGGCGCUCAUCCGCGAGCUGAAGAAGCUCGCGCUGAGAGAGCCUGUCACCCGCAAUCCGAUCUCAGCCUACAACUUGUUUUUCGCUGAGAGAGUGAAGACCGCCCACAAGGAAGGCGGGAAACCCGACUUUACUGACUCCACCAAAAGCUGGGCUGCAAUCACGCCUGCUGAGCGCGAGAACUGGAAUCACCAGGCCGCUGAAGCCAAUGAAGCCCGUGCGGCCGAGUACAAGAAAUGGGUACUAUCCCAUACGCCCGACCAGAUCCGUAUUGCCAACAAUGCGCGCGCUCGGCUCAGGAGAACAUUAUCAGCAACACGCAAGACCCCCGGCAUCCCGGCACACUGCCAGUCUAUCGUAGACGAGCGCGCUGUGAAACGCCCCGUGUCUGCGUGGACAGCCUUCAAUGUUGAGCGAUCGCCGUCCUCGGAUUUCAAGGGCCUGCUGCUUCCUCAGGUGUCCAAGCUUUUGUCUGAGGAGUGGAAGGCGCUCAGCGCCAGCGAGAAGCAGCGAUUCGAGGACAUAGCUUCAGCCGAUAAGCAGAGGUAUGCCAACGAGAUGGCUGCACAGACCAAGGCGUAGGUUCGUUUAAGCAGCUUCGACUACUACUUUCCUUGCACGACUUUUCCUUGACUCCCUAAUAUCUCGCGGACGGAUGGUGGGACGGAUUGAACUGGCGCUCGCAUGUGGUAACAUCAAUGUACAUUGGUCUAGACGGCGGUUCAGUCAGCUUUCUACAACGCGACUUGGUCAUUUGGCGCAUCUGGUCUGGACAUCAGAGCGCGCAUGUUCUCCACGCACGUUACGUCUGUAAAGAUAUGGUUCUAUAGCUCUGAUUGUAUCUCAUGCUGUUUCCAAU
This is a messenger RNA of Boeremia exigua, 1415 nucleotides long. RefSeq lists its product as uncharacterized. Lineage: Eukaryota; Fungi; Ascomycota; Dothideomycetes; Pleosporales; Didymellaceae. The transcript is spliced from 3 exons. Bases 140 to 1138 code for a protein of 332 amino acids. The record is from RefSeq and is a predicted model, not a curated record.